AUGCCCAUAUACACUGUUAGCAAAGAGGGAUUUCAGAAAAUGAUUCGCACACUGGACAAGAGAUACCAGUUGCCCUCACGAAACUACUUCUCUCAAGUCGCAAUACCUGAGCUUUACAGCAAGUGCCGUAGCGAGGUUAAACUUGAAAUAACGGCAGUGAAAUUCUUUUCAACCACUACGGACCUUUGGACAAGCAGGACGACCGAACCAUAUAUUAGCCUAACCGUGCACUUUGUCGACGAUGAUUUUGAACUGAAAAGCCGUUGCCUGCAAACAUCGUAUUUCCCUGACGAUCACACGGGAGAGAACAUAGCCGCGGGUUUGAGAGAGGCACUGGCUGCAUGGGACCUCUGGGAGGAUAGUUUGGUCGCUGUCACAACAGACAACGGCACGAACAUCGUCAAAGCGGUGGCGCUUAAUCACUGGACUAGGUUCCAGUGCUUCGGGCAUAGACUUCAUUUGGCCAUUGAAAAUGCUCUGAAAGAUCAUGCACAAUGCAUUACCAGAGCUACUGGGAUUUGCAGAAAGAUUGUGGGCCACUUCUCCCAGAAGAGAGAAGAGAAGAAGAGAGUGGCCUUGAAGGAAGCCCAAAAAGAACUCAACCUUCCAGAGCAUGCCAUGGUGACAGACUGCUCAACACGAUGGGGUUCCACUCAGAAGAUGAUAGAUCUGGAGAUCUUGGAAUCUGUGAACAAGGCACUCAGCCCACUCCAGGACUUCACGGAUGCCCUGUCAUGUGAACGUUAUGUGAGCAUAUCUUGUGUAAAGCCUACUCUGCAUCUUCUGAACACCUCUGUGCUGGCUGAAGAGGAAGAGGACAACCCAAGGUUUCGAACACAACACAUCUCUGAGCAAGAGACCCAGACCUUAAAGGAACAAGUCAUCACUGAGUUGAUUGACAUUCACCAGCAGCAGCCUGUAGCCCAAAGCACAGCAGCGAUGGAGGAUAACCUGGAACUGGAUGCAGAAAAUCCACCUGCUGCUAAAGCCAAGAAAAAAACCCUGGCCAGUUUCUUUAAAAAAAACACAAGCACAACAUCAGCAGCAUCUUUUGAUCCCAUGGUGCAGUUCAAAGAAGCAGUAGCUGCUGAACUCAAUGCUUACAUUUACAUGCCAUGUGUAGACCAUGAAGAAGAUCCACUAAAAUGGUGGAACAGUCACAAAAUAAACUUCCCUAGGCUAUGCAAACUAGCACAGAAAUAUCUGUGCAUACAAGCAACAAGCUCUGCAUCAGAGAGAGCUUUUAGUACUAGUGGUAAUGUUGUAACAGAUCAUCGGUCCUGUCUGAAACCAGACAAGGUUGACAUGCUUGUUUUUUUGGCAAAGAACCUUUCAAUUGCUAAAUAG
Molecule: messenger RNA, 1347 nt
Organism: Danio aesculapii
Lineage: Eukaryota; Metazoa; Chordata; Actinopteri; Cypriniformes; Danionidae
Product: E3 SUMO-protein ligase ZBED1-like
Exons: 5
Coding region: 1-1347 (448 amino acids)
Molecular function (GO): protein dimerization activity
Source: RefSeq, a predicted model, not a curated record